AUGUCGUCGUCCCUCUUUGGCGUGCUGACAUGGCUGGGUCACAAGGAAACCUUCGUGGAAAAUGGUCGGCGCUCUGAUGAUUGGAAUUUGGAUGAGCAUGGCUUUUGUUUGCUGGAGGAUAUGCCAAUGCCAGUGGCUGAAAAAGACCUCACGCAGCACGCUGGCUUUGAGUGUCGUGAGCACCCUGUGCUUUUUGGAUUUCAGAAUGAGAGACCUCAACUGCUGACGCCCGAAGCGAAAGAACCAUCCUUUGGUUUGGAUCAAUGGCUGGUCUAUUACUCGCAUGUGGCGAAGGCUGCAAAGAAGGUCCUCCCCGAGGCCGAGUACGUGAUCAUUACUGGACACUCGACCUUUUCUGCAGAGCUCUCACCCUUCAGGCAAGUGGCCUAUGCUUUGCGUUCCUGCUUUCUCGGGGCCUUGCGGCUGCUUGGCACAGAAGAAACACCGCCCAUGGGAGCAAUGCCAGAUUUCAUCCACGCUGACCACACGGUGGAACAAGGGGCGCAUCUGUUGUCAACGGCCUUGGAGAGUUUCAAUGGAUUGGAACUUGGUGGACGGCGAGUAGUCUCUGUUAACUUUUGGAGGAAUGCUCGCGCGGAGGCCCGCAUCCAGAAUCACCACAUGGCUGUUGUGAAUGCGCAGUCCAUCUCUGAUGAUGAGUUGCAAGCAUCCAAAUUCAAGAAUUACAAAAUGGGAGGCUUGGAGCAGUACCACUUGACUCAUUUGAGCGACAAUCAAAGAUUGGUCUACUUUCCUAACAUGGAGAGUAGUGAGAUUCUCGUUUUCAAGCAGCGUGCCUAUGAUGUCUCAGACACGAAUAUUGUGACACCCCUGGCAGAACCGCACAAGCAUCAUAUCCUCCACACCGCUUUCCUGGAUCCAACAGCUCCCAGAGGCACAGUCCCACGAAAGGCCAUCGCUUGUCCAGGUGUCUUGGUUGUUUUGAAGGCAGCCGAAGCAAAAUCUGACGUCAAAGGCGAUGCCAGAUCCACUCUAUUGCACCGUACAGGAUUAGCUCCCUCCUGGAAGAAAGAGCUGAAACAAACAUUUCCUCCUGAGGAGUGA
Cladocopium goreaui is the source of this 1065-nucleotide messenger RNA. The record is from the annotation of a GenBank genome assembly. Lineage: Eukaryota; Dinophyceae; Suessiales; Symbiodiniaceae.